GCAUUACACCGAUUAUGAUUGUUUCGGUGGACUAAUGUGAAAAAAAACAACAUAUUGACCGGGUGCGAGUGUGAAGGUGGAUAAAAAUUUGCAUCCGGAUAUACAUAUAAUGGUAGCUUCCCAUCUGUCGCGUCAGCUGAGCCACUCAUCGCUUCCCGGUGUGUUUGUGAAACAGAUCCUUUUUAACUGACCCAUUCAAAGAUACCUUCGUUGCUUGAUUCGCACUGAAAAUAGUCUCAGUCUUCGAGUGCUGAGUAUCGCGCAAACAUUGUCCACCGUGGGGAUACUGCUUAUCGCUGGUAUUGGGGAGAGUUUUCAAUUUUCUCGUAACAGUGCGGUGUGUUCAAACAGUUUUACAAGUAUUUACACUGCUAUCAAUAGUUACGGCUCAAGAACGGUGACGAAUCAGCAAAACAGAUGGAAAGCUUUUGGAAAGCUAUCAGUCGCAAGAAACCAAACAACGACGAUGGAAGCCAUUCGAAGUUAGCCCGCGUGCUUACAUUGCUCGAUCUGACCGGGCUCGGUGUGGGCAGUACGCUCGGGCUGGGUGCCUACGUGCUGGCUGGUUCCGUUGCGUACGAACAGGCCGGUCCGGGUGUGGUUAUUUCAUUCGUCAUUGCAGCCCUAGCGGCGGCCAUUGCCGGUUUGUGCUAUGCCGAGUUUGCAUCACGCGUACCGAAAGCUGGCUCGGCUUACAUCUACACCUACAUUACGAUCGGUGAGUUUGCUGCGUUUACGAUCGGCUGGAAUUUAAUGCUGGAGUACAUUAUCGGCACAGCGAGCGUCGCAAGAGGUUUGAGCGGUUACAUCGACGCACUGAUCGACCAUCGGAUGGGCAACGCUAUCAAAGAUGUGAUCCAGAUGAAGGUUAGCUUUCUGGCGGAAUAUCCGGACAUCUUUUCGUUUCUGGUUGUGCUGGUAAUAACGGCACUGUUGGCGUACGGCGUGAAAGAAUCAACACUGCUGAACAAUCUUUUCACCGGGGUGAAUCUGAUCGUCAUCGUGGUAGUGUUGGUUUCCGUUGGCAUUAAGGCCGAUCCGGCCAAUUGGGCCAUCCAGCCGAAUGAUCCCAUCGUACCGGCCGGCAUCGAUAUUGGUGCGGGUGGAUUCCUACCGUACGGUAUUGCGGGCGUUAUGGCUGGUGCGGCAAAAUGUUUUUAUGGUUACGUAGGUUUCGAUUGUAUCGCAACGACCGGUGAGGAAGCGCAGAAUCCUUCCCGAAACAUUCCACUAGCCAUCAUUGCGUCGCUGAUCAUAAUCUUUCUAUCGUAUUUCGGUGUGGCAACCGUGCUUACGAUGGCCUUACCGUACUAUCUGCAAGACCCGAUUGCACCGUUCCCCCGACUGUUUGACUAUCUUGGCUGGCAGGAAAUCAAGUGGAUCGUAUCGAUCGGUGCAAUCUUUUCCCUGUGCACUAACUCACUCGGCGCGAUGUUUCCGUUGCCGCGCGUACUGUACGCCAUGUCGUCCGAUGGUAUCAUCUACAAGCAGCUGCGAACGGUUCAUCCUAAAACGAAGACACCACUGCUGGCGACGAUCCUUUCCGGCAUUUUCUCCGGUACGAUGGCGAUGCUGUUCAAUCUCCAUCAGCUUAUCGACAUGAUGUCGAUCGGUACGCUGCUAGCGUACACGAUCGUGGCGGUUAGUGUGUUGGUACUGCGCUACGAACAAAACACCAACUUUAUCGUCAGCACACAAACUAAAUCGUCCACCGUGGUGAAACAGCUGUUCAACCUGACCUGCCUCACAGUACCGAGCAGCCUGUCGUCUGAUAUUGUGAAGGUGUGCGUGCUUAUCUACGCGAUAGCUAUUAGCGUGAUCAGUUCGAUUCUGGUACACGCUCAGGCGCAUCUUAACAGCUAUAAUCCUCUUAUCUGUACCCUGCUAGCGGCAAUGGCCAUUAUAGCGAUACUACUAACGCUCAUUAUAUCCUGCCAACCGACGGAGGAACGACAGCUUACUUUCCGUGUACCGUUCGUACCGUUUGUCCCACUGAUCAGCAUCUUUGUAAACGUGUACCUCAUGUUCCAGCUUGACGCGGCAACUUGGGUGCGGUUUUUGGUGUGGUUGCUCGUCGGGUUUAUCAUAUACUUCUCGUACGGCAUUCGCCACUCAGUGCAAGGAUCCGGAAGCCAAACGCUCUCGGAGAGUCAGCUAGAUAUCCCGUUCGCCAUGUUCACUACGGUGAAGCAGUAGGUCGUAGACUAGACGGUGAUCGUAUUGCCGGGUAUGCACGAUAGUUUUAGUACGAACAAGACAUUAGUGUACGCUGGUAGUAAACAUUUGCAUGUAAACAUACUAGGUGUACUAGGAAGCAUCAAAACUAGUGUGAUUGUGCUUAUUUAUAAACCAAAAGAAACGAAAAACAAUCACUAAUAAGUGUGAGGUUUUUAGUACAUCUACUGUGAAAAAAGCAGGGCAUUCAAAGGAACCGUUUUAGGUUAGGUAACACGGAAAGAUUACAGGUAGUUAGUUCUCCUACAAUUGCAUAGUGCACUUAUCCUUCUAGUGUUCGUCACAAUGCACUUUACAAGAAACACUUUGUAUGUGAUAAGUAAUCGAUUUUGACGGUAGGCAGUAGUGAGAUAUUAUAGACAAUUGUCAUUAUUUUUCGAUUUUAAAAUGUACACAAAUUGUAGCAAAUGGUUUACAAAUAAACUGUUAAGCUUAUGAGUUCCAUA
Messenger RNA from Anopheles funestus (African malaria mosquito), 2681 nucleotides. RefSeq names its product cationic amino acid transporter 2-like. Gene Ontology annotation, molecular function: amino acid transmembrane transporter activity. Gene Ontology annotation, biological process: transmembrane transport; amino acid transport. The transcript has 4 exons. Gene Ontology annotation, cellular component: plasma membrane. NCBI's taxonomy places the organism in Eukaryota, Metazoa, Arthropoda, Insecta, Diptera, Culicidae. The record is from RefSeq and is a predicted model, not a curated record. Bases 418 to 2196 code for a protein of 592 amino acids.